This is a messenger RNA of Zootoca vivipara (common lizard), 1400 nucleotides long. The record is from RefSeq and is a predicted model, not a curated record. Lineage: Eukaryota; Metazoa; Chordata; Lepidosauria; Squamata; Lacertidae.
GCACCGCGCCUGGGCAAAACAGCAAACCCUGAGUGACUGAGCUGAUUAUCACCCUUCCCCAAGGACCCUGCAGCUUGCUUUGGCUUCUGAGCGCCUCACGAAGGUUGGAAGAGGCUGAUCCUGCAAACCUAGCGAGGAUGGAAGGGGGAAGAUGGACAGUUGACUUGGUCAGGCUGCCUCCUGCAUCCCUCCCCACAACCUCUGACCGUUCUUUCCCAGGACCCUCAGAGAGAUCUGCAGGUGACGCAGACAAUCGACAGAACUCUGCAGAAUGUGGAAUGAGCUCCAUUGCUGGUGGAGACCUUACAAACCAUCAACAAACUCACGCAGGGAGUAAACCAUUUCACUGUACUGUUUGUGGAAGGAGCUUUGGUCGGAAAUAUACGCUUGAACAGCACCAACAAACUCACACAGGGGAAAAACCAUUUCAGUGUAAUGAGUGUAGAAAGAGCUUCAGUCGGAAAGAAUAUCUUAGACAGCACCAACAAAAUCACACAGGGGAAAAACCAUUUCAGUGUAAUGAGUGUAGAAAGAGCUUCAGUCGGAAAGAAUAUCUUAGACAGCACCAACAAAAUCACACAGGGGAAAAACCAUUUCAGUGUAAUGAGUGUAGAAAGAGCUUCAGUCGGAAAGAAUAUCUUAGACAGCACCAACAAAAUCACACAGGGGGAGAACUAUUUCUAUGCAAUGAGUGUGGAAAGUCUUUCUGCAGCAAAUCAAACCUUACUGAACACCAGCAAACUCACACAGGGGAGAAGCCUUUUAAAUGCAUGGAAUGCGAAAAGAGCUUUGGUCGGAAAUAUAGGCUUGAACAGCACCAACAAACUCACACAGGGGGAAAAUCAUUUCAGUGUAAUGAGUGUGGAAAGAGCUUUGGUUGGAAAGAAUAUCUUAGACAGCAUCAACAAACUCACAUAGGGGAAAAACUAUUUCAAUGCAAUGAGUGUGGAAAGUCUUUUGGCUACAAAUCACACCUUACCAAACACUAGCGAACUCACACAGGGGAGAAACCCUUUAAAUGUAUGUUGUGUGGGAAAUGUUUCAGUGACGAAGGAAACCUUGCAAGACAUCAAGUAACUCACACAGGGGAGAAGGCAUGACAAUGUAUGGAGUGUGGAAAGUCGUUCAGCCAAAAACCACAACUUACCACACACCAGCGAACUCACACAGGGGAGAGACCAUUUAAAUGCAUGGAGUGUGGAAAGUGCUUCAAUGAAAAUGCAAAUCUUAAGAUACAUCAACGAACUCACACAGGGGAGAAACCUUUUAAAUGUAUGAAAUGUGGAAAGUGCUUCAUUGCUAGUAGAGCACUUCGGAAACAUGAGCGAAUUCACACAGCGGAAAACCACUUUUAGUAAGGUUAAAGCUAACUGGGAAAUGAUACACUGGGUGGGGUAUAA